GAUUCCUCUCGAUGUGUUUUGCAUAAUGAGCAUGUUAGAGAGCUAGAGAGCUCUGACUUUAUUCCCACAUUCUCUGCCCCUGACAGCCUAUUACAAUAUUUAUGAAGUGGGGAUGUGCACUGUACUGUAUGACUUGAUAUACAUGCCCUCUGCUGAAAUGCAGCAAAGCACCAGCUUCUGCCUGCAUGAUCGGUCCAUUACGGUACUUCACAGCUAUCUAGCAGCAGAGCAGAGGAGCCUGACAGAUGCGGAGGCAGAGAAGAGGGAGAGGACAAGAGAAGCACAGCAUGCUGUAAAACCAGACUUCAGCAGCAACCUAAUUUUUACUACAGCAAAGGUACAGUAUCAGUCCUUGUUUUCUCUUUUCAGUCUUUAAAGCAUGUCUGUAAUUGUCGCCAGUCAGUUACCUAAGCAGUGAGCAGAGAUUUCUUCUGCAGUAUAAUUUGUAUGAAUGCUCAGUAUCUGUGUCCAGCCACAGCGCGUUUUGUCCCCCUCCUCAUCAUGGUGAGGAAGGGCUCAGAGCUGCUGAAGGGAGACAGAGAGGUCCUUCUAGAUCUGGACUAUGGGGGUGAGGCACAAACCACAGACAGCUAUGGGAGCCUGCAGAACGGGAGCUUCAUCCCGCCGAGAUGUCUUUCAGCCACAUCUGCUGCUGAAGACAUAGAUGGUGAUGAUCCCAUUCAUAUUCACUGUAAUGCGAGAAGAAACCAGCCACUUCCACAGCUGGGCAAUUACUUCAGAGAUAGAAGAACCAAAAUUGACUUUGUACUGGUGUGGGAAAUUCGCUCGCAGAGGAAGCGGCGAGGGAAAGGGAAAGUGACCGGCGAGCAGGGGGAGGCUGUGCCCACAGAGGACAACAGCAGGUCUGAAAAAAGGAAGGCUCAGCUGGCACAGUGGAGGGAGAAGUUUGUUCAGAAUCUGGAGAGUGCUGGAUUGCUCAUGGAAAAGGAGGAAACAGCGAAUGAAAAGAAAACAAUACAUUUUCUGAAGCUCAGCGCUCCUUGGGAUGUGUUGGUGUAUUAUGCUGAAGAACUCUGUGUGAGAGCUCCGUUACAGGCACAGCCAAAUCUGGACCUGAACACAUCUGCUCGGGUACUGAGUAGACUAUGCAUACCUAAUGUGAUGAUGGAGUCAGUGCCAAACAGGCCUCUGGACUAUUACACAUGUGCCUUUCGCAAGUCAAAGAUGAACAGGUUCCUUGGCUCUGACGACCAUGAAAACUACUUCACUAAUACACAGAGACACCGUAUUGUGUAUGAGAUUCUUGCCAGGACAGUAUAUGGCAAGAGGAAGAGGGCUGAGGUUGGUGUGGACAGACUGGUAAAUGAAGGGGUCUACACAGCAGCUUUCCCCCUGCACGAGGGUGCCUUUCAGCUACCAACGUAUGAGAUUCGUCCCGACGAGCUGAACCAGAGGCAGAUUCUUUAUCACUACUGGGCCUGCUGGGGCAAAUGGUACAAGUACCAACCUCUGGACCACAUAAGGGAGUACUUUGGAGAGAAGAUUGCAUUCUACUUUGCCUGGCUAGGUUUCUACACAGCCUGGCUGCUGCCAGCAGCAGUGGUUGGAAGCCUCGUCUUUGUAUCUGGAGUCAUGUUCAUGGGUACCAACACACCAGCCAAGGAAAUCUGUAACAGUGGAGCUAGUUAUCUGAUGUGUCCCCUCUGCAACACAUGCAAGGCCUGGAACAUGUCUGACAUCUGCACCAUGGCCAAGAUGGGCUACCUAUUUGACAACCCAGGUACGGUCUUCUUCAGUGUGUUCAUGUCCUUCUGGGCUGUCACCUUCCUGGAGUACUGGAAGCGAAAGAUGGCCACUCUGGCCCAUCACUGGGACUGCAUGGACUUUCAUGAAGAAGAGGAACGUCCUCGGCCAGAGUUUGCUGCCAUGGCCCCAAGUAUGGAGGAAAACCCAGUGACUGGGGUCAAAGAGCCUUACUUUCCAGAGAAGACCCGGUUGUCCCGCAUGUUCACUGGCUCCAUGGUCAUCAUUAUGAUGCUGUGUGUGGUAAUGAUCUUCUUGGUGACGGUGGUCAUGUGUCGUGGAAUCAUCAGUGUGAUGAUGUUCCACACUGGGAGUCCCGUCCUGCGUACAGAGGCAGGGACCAUAGCCAACAUCUCCAGCAGUAUUGUGAAUCUGGGCCUUAUCCUGUUGAUGGGCAGAGUCUACACUGCAUUAGCUGAGCAGCUCACUAAAUGGGAGAUGCAUAGAACACAAACCCAAUAUGACAAUGCAUUCAUCUUCAAAGUGUUCAUCUUCCAGUUUGUCAACUUCUACUCAUCCCCCUUCUAUGUGGCUUUCUUUAAAGGAAGGUUUGUGGGUUACCCCACCAACUAUGGCACUUUGUUUGGGAUGAGAAAUGAAGAUUGUGGUCCUGGAGGCUGCCUCAUUGAACUGGCUGAGCAACUAUUCAUCAUCAUGGUGGGAAAGCAACUCAUCAACAACAUUCAGGAGUUCAUUAUUCCUAAAGUGAAGGCCUGGCGCCAGAGGAGAACUUUGUCCAAGGUGUUGGGGGGUAAAGCAUCCCAUCAGCCUCAUCGCUGGGAGGAAGACUACCAGCUGGUGGAGUGUGAAGGCCUGUUCGAAGAGUACCUGGAGAUGGUGCUCCAGUUUGGGUUCAUCACCAUCUUCGUGGCAGCGUUCCCCCUCGCUCCGCUCUUCGCCCUACUUAACAACUGGGUAGAAAUCCGUCUGGACUCACACAAGUUUGUGUGCGAGUACCGCCGACCGGUGGCUGAGCGUGCCCAGAACAUCGGAGUCUGGUUCAAUAUACUGGAAGCUCUGUCACACCUGUCUGUCAUCGCCAACGCUUUCCUAAUAGCCUUCACAUCAGAUUUUUUACCCCGCCUGCUCUACCAGUACAAGUUUGAUAAUGAUCUCAAUGGAUACGUCAAUUUCACCCUGGCUUACGCCCCACUUAACUACACUGAGUACCCUAAGUGCAGAUAUAAAGCAUACAGAGACAACACUGGAAACUACUCACUGUUCUACUGGGAACUUCUUGCUGUCAGACUUGGUUUUAUCAUUGCUUUUGAGCAUGCGGUGUUCUUUGUGCUGCGAGCCAUCGACUGGAUCGUCCCCGAUGUCCCCGAAUCCCUGGAGUUGAAGAUCAAGAGGGAACGUUACCUGGCCAAGCAGGCUCUGACCGAAAACCAGGAAGCUCUGUUGGUGAGUCGAGGCCGAGGGGCCGCCCCUGCCACCCCAGGCACAUCCAGCCCAGCAAGCGACACAUCCUAUGGAAACAUGAGUUAGAACUCCAGCAUGGAAAAUGGGUGGUUUGAGAGGAGAACAGGAGGAACAUUGGAGGAAUAAAAGACACUCCUUCACAUCUGGCGUAACACGAGCGAACUUCUUCUCUAAAUGGAAUACUGUCUUUGCACUGGAAUUUUGUUUUUAUUUUACCGCAUAUUGUUGUACUGUUGCACAGACAUGAUCAGCGAGUGUGUAAUAAAAAAAAAGCUAAACUCACUCAUAACUCAGAUUACCCACCGUUUCAUUUGGAGAUCACAUUUCCUC
Molecule: messenger RNA, 3516 nt
Organism: Scatophagus argus
Lineage: Eukaryota; Metazoa; Chordata; Actinopteri; Scatophagidae
Gene: ano11
Product: anoctamin 11
Exons: 23
Coding region: 448-3252 (934 amino acids)
Biological process (GO): chloride transmembrane transport
Cellular component (GO): plasma membrane
Molecular function (GO): protein dimerization activity; chloride channel activity
Source: RefSeq, a predicted model, not a curated record